AUGGGAGACCAUACACCAUCUCCAUCCCCCUCUCCCAGACCAAUUGUCUACUCACCCUCACAAGAAUUCAUCGGCAACGACGGCCAAUGGAGCGACUUCAUCAUCCGAGUUGGCUCACCCGCUCAAAACUUUCGCGUCAUCCCCUCCUCAAAAUCCAGCGAGAUAUACGUUCCUAUCGUGGACGGCUGUGAAAGAGACAAUAUCACGUCGUGCGGUCCCCUCCGUGGCGCAUACGACUUCAACGGGCGAGAAAGCAGUGGGUUCCUCGUAAAUAGCUCGUCGACCUGGCACGAAAUUGGGCUGUAUGAGAUGGAUGCGCGACCGGACUUGAAUUUCACUGCGAACGCCCUGUAUGGCCUCGACACCCUGGGCCUUAUGCUGCAGAACAGCGGAGGUCCUACGUUGUCCAACCAAGUCAUUGCGGCCAUGGCCAAUCCGGCUAUAUGGGUUGGGAUGGUCGGGCUGGGUCAAAAACCCGCGAAUUUCUCGGAGUUUGAUAAUCCGCAGGAAGGGUUGAUUAGUUCAUUGAAGAAGGAAGGAAAGAUUCCGAGUAAGAGCUAUGGAUAUACGGCGGGAGCUGCAUAUAGAAAACCCCAAGCAUUGGCAAGUCUAACGCUCGGAGGCUACGACCAGUCAAAGUUUGAUCAGAAUAAGAUCAUAUUCGGCUUCGAUCCCGACGACGACAAACCGCUCAGCUUGAACGUUCAGAGUAUGGUCGCGCAGAACACCUUCAACGGGAGUACAAAUCUUCUCGGUGUGGUGAACCAGCCAACAUAUGUAACGAUAGAUUACACUGUUCCGCAUUUGUGGCUGCCGAGGAGCGUGUGCGAUAUUUUUGAAUCGGCGUUCCACCUGACCUACGAUAACAGCACGGAUCUAUAUCUCGUAAACGAUACAGUACAUACGCAGCUCAAAGCAAAGAGUCCAACCAUAACAAUCGGUUUUGGGAAGACUGCUGAUCCAGCGGAAAGAGUGAACAUUGUGUUGCCGUACGGAGCUUUUGAUUUGCAAGCUUCGCAUCCGACAUAUCCAAACGCAACAAACUAUUUUCCGAUUAGGCGAGCGUUGAACGAGUCGAUGUAUACAUUUGGGAGAACGUUGAUGCAGGAAGCAUACUUGAAGGUCGAUUACGAACGAAGUCAGUUCUCGAUCCAUCAGACGUUGUUCCCGGACACGGGUGCGAAGCAACAGAUUAUUCCAUUGUUCAGCCCUUCUGAUUCUGCGGUGGGAGGUGACGAACACCGUGACGGAGUCCAUCUAAGUGCUGGUGCAAUAGCAGGGAUUGUUAUUGGAGAUCUAGCUUUGUUGCUGCUGCUCGUUGUCGUUGGUCUUUGCAUCUACAGAUGGCGUUCCAUAUCAAAAUGGCGUCUAAAUCGACGAACACACGCGGAUGAAGAGCGGCCACCUGAGAAGAAGAUUCAUUCGGACGGCGAGUUACCGAAUAACAUGCGACACGAGAAGGAUGGCCCGGCAGUAUUCGAAGCAGAUGGAUCUGGGCUCGUAGAGCUAUGUUACCAGGGUCUCCGAUUGAACGUAAAUGUGGAGAGGAGUCAUGAGCUAAGCGGUUAUGGCUCAACACCCGUGAGGAUAACGAUCUCGCCAUCUGAGACCCAGAGUCAACGGAGAACGGAUUCGGUUUGCCCUCAAGGCGCAGAAGAGGCAAGGAGAUUUUCAUUCGACAGCCAAGUCUCCACGUGGAUCUAA
This is a messenger RNA of Paraphaeosphaeria sporulosa, 1704 nucleotides long. Its product is annotated as acid protease. NCBI's taxonomy places the organism in Eukaryota, Fungi, Ascomycota, Dothideomycetes, Pleosporales, Didymosphaeriaceae. The transcript is spliced from 3 exons. The record is from RefSeq and is a predicted model, not a curated record. The coding region runs from base 1 to 1704 and encodes 567 amino acids.